AUGGGUAUGGGCAGCUGCGCGUUUGAGACUGGAGUCACGGAAGGCAAGGUUACGAAGGGCGGCGAGAAUAGUGAGCACAGCUUCGGCGGUGGAUUGACGUACAAGAGGUAG
This is a messenger RNA of Sclerotinia sclerotiorum 1980 UF-70, 111 nucleotides long. RefSeq lists its product as hypothetical. The transcript has a single exon. Bases 1 to 111 code for a protein of 36 amino acids. NCBI's taxonomy places the organism in Eukaryota, Fungi, Ascomycota, Leotiomycetes, Helotiales, Sclerotiniaceae. The record is from RefSeq and is a predicted model, not a curated record.